GCCAGGAUCUAUUAUUAUUAUGAAGAAGAAGCAACACAAAUGACUUCAAGGGAGCGAGUCAGAUGGGAAUGGCGAUUUCCACAAUGACUAGAUAAUGAAUCAUUCCCAAAAUUAGUUCAACUGAAACAGAAAGUACAUGAAAGAUUGCAGCAAACGCAGAUCCCAAACCCAUGGUCGUUGAAACAGGGAUGGUAGUCAUCCUCAACCACCACAUCCCACGAACCCGCCAGCCGCUGCCGAGUCUCGGCGUUCUUCGACGAAGAUGAAGAGGAGAAGCUUCUUUUGGAGGCCCUGGAUGCGGAGCUGGCUCAGGAGCUCCAGUUCCAGGAAGCUCUCCGAGCGUCACUAAUCAUCAGCAGCUCUGAAUCUUCCCCCGCCACCGUGGAUGAAAUUCAGGCGGCACGGUUUUCACCAAUAGCACUGUCGGCGGAAAAUCAGAUCCCGCCGGGGCCAGAUCCCGAUUUUUAGGCGGUGAUUAAGUGGGAAGCAGGGGAAACGGGAAUCAUCCCUAUCUUUUUGCGAGAUUUGCAAGGAGAGAACUGGUGGUAGAAGAAACAGAGGCGGAGGAGAAAAUGCGACAGGGUUGAAGAAGAUACACGGAUCGCAGAUGUUCGACGGAAUGCCUGAAUUAGAACUCUCCUCUGGGUGAUGGAAUACCAUUACCAAAUUACCCUUGCCUUAAUUUCUGGAAUGUGCGAGCUCCGGUUUAAAGCGUCGAGGACAGGAAAGAGAAAUCCUACUGAAGCAAAUCUCUGUAGGAGGAGAUAGCAAGGGAGGGGUUGCAAAACCAGCAAUGGCAGCCACUCAUUUCGCUUGGACCUCACUCUGCCUACCGACAUCCUUUCCGGGGAAAUGCGACGUCCACCGGAGCUCCUCUGUCAAGCUUCUCCCGCGGAGAAGAGGAGCUUCAGUCUCGGUAACCGCCAAUUCGUCGGAAUCAUCACCAAAGGUCUCUGAGCAGCCUGUGAUCGAGCUGCAGUUCAUUGGGCCGAAGCCAGAGAGUGAUGGUAGGAGCUAUCCUGUGGAGGAAGCAAGAGCGGUAAGUGGGGAGAAGCUUCUGAGAACCAUCAUGCUCGAUAACAAGCUCGAGCUUUACGCGACGUAUGGGAAGGUAAUGAACUGUGGAGGUGGUGGAACCUGCGGAACCUGCAUUGUUGAGAUUAUUGAGGGGAGUGAUCUUUUGAAUGAAAGAACUGAUGCAGAAUUCAGGUAUCUUAAGAAGAAACCAGAAACAUGGAGACUGGCCUGUCAAACCAUUGUGGGGAACAAAGAAAACUCGGGCAAGGUUGUGGUUCAGAGGCUUCCUCAAUGGAAGAAAUGAAACUCAGAAGCUGAGAGUCCAUACACGAUAUGGGGUUGAACACUUAAAGCUAGACCCUUAAUCAGCAACCCUGAACAUGAUAAGCAAAGUUUGCUGGUGCUUUUGGAUGAGUGGCUGCUGGCUGCUGGCUGCUGGCUGCUGGCUGCUGCUGCUUCAGUUUGAGUUUUAGGUUGGAUCCAAUAACUGGUAUGCUCUGCAUUUUCGUACCGUAACCUAGUGUGGGUAUUGGGCCAGUGUUUAGAUUUGGGCCUGGUGGGCAUUAGGAUUGCUGGAUUCUUAACAGACUGUUCAAUACGCUUUAUUCUGGGGUCUGGGGUCUGGACUCAACAGGGAGGAUGGGAAAAGCACCCGAUUCCGAUUACAGAAUCUCCUUAUCGAUAGUCCAAGAAUCACGGUACCAACCCGGCUAGGCUAUUGGACCUAUUUGUAAAACUUGAAAAGUUUAGGUACCAAAAUGUAAGACCAAAAAAAUUUAGGUACCAAAACGUAAUUUUUCAUCGGUAUUUUGAG
Molecule: messenger RNA, 1831 nt
Organism: Linum tenue
Lineage: Eukaryota; Viridiplantae; Streptophyta; Magnoliopsida; Malpighiales; Linaceae
Source: the annotation of a GenBank genome assembly